Suillus subaureus is the source of this 1122-nucleotide messenger RNA. RefSeq lists its product as uncharacterized. NCBI's taxonomy places the organism in Eukaryota, Fungi, Basidiomycota, Agaricomycetes, Boletales, Suillaceae. Bases 1 to 1122 code for a protein of 373 amino acids. The record is from RefSeq and is a predicted model, not a curated record. The transcript has 5 exons.
AUGUCCGAGGACAAUCAGGACACUUACUAUCCACCAAGCGGUCUUAUCGAUAUUGAUCACCCCCCAAUCAUUCGCAAUCAGCUUUGCAUUUCGUUGUCUAAUCCAACUCUUGUGACAACAGAGCUCUUAACCUUACGCCAGAUGGCCCAUCAACGCAAGCAGGGCGAAGCUGUGAACUCGAGCUAUCAACUUGGCACGAAUGCGAUGCGAUUCCUCACAAAGAUCAGAUCAUUCUGCACUAUUUCGUUUGGGAAGCACGGAUCCCUCUCUGUGAACGGUGCCCCGCCAGCUUGUAUUUCGUUGUCCGACUCGACUCUUGGAACAACUGAGGUCUUUACCUUACCCCAGGUGACCCGCCAAUGCAAGCAGGAGGAAGCUGUGAACUCGAACUACCGAUCUUGCGAGACUGCAAUACGAUACCUCACAAAGAUCUGCACAAAUGCGUUCGGGAAGCCUGGAUCCCUACUCUACGAACUGUGCCCAACCGUCCAUCCACGUCUCCAAUCUCGCACCUUAGCAAGUGAAGUUGUCAGAGAAGAACUGUACAUCUGCGGUUAUCUCAAACGACCUGAUCAAGACCAUUGUUUUCUCCGCCAGCCACGGUAUUCCAUGACCGCUGGCCGAAGCAAGCCGCAGCUGUCCCCGCGUCCUCCAAGAGCCCUCGACACCUGUCUCCACAGGCUAUUGGUCAGGCGUGGGGGACUCACUAUUGCAGAGGCGCUCAAGUCUGCCAAUAUUAAGGAGAAUCCUCGUACGCCCACUCCAACUAGACCAUCUCCCAGUAAUCAGUCGAUCUACUGGUCUUGCAAGUCGCCACAGACGGCCCUUGAUUCCUCUCCUUCUCCUUUGGUCCAAGAAACCCCUAUGUCAACUACCCAGUUUUGUGAUUUCUGUGAACACUCGUACUUCACAUUGCAUACUACACCUCCCUCAUCGCCGGAGCUCGCGGACCUCAAUGAGAAGGACGUUCUGGAUGCGAUGAGCUCCUUCUCUGAAGCUGCUCUGCGGUCCUUGGCCCCCCGAGUUGCGUUGAUGAAGGCGAAGCGUUCGUGUAUGGAGGUGAAUGCGAGGAGUUUUCAAAGGUUGCGGUAUGGGGAAGUCUGCCACCACAAUCUUGUCUGA